UAUCAACUUACGUACUUCGUACUAGAACCAAUACACUGUGUUUGUCCCGUCUUACGGUUCUACUCCGUACUGUGAAGGCCUUCCGGUAACGUACCGUUUUCGCCGCUUGCAUCACCCGGAGAACGUCAUCUGUUGAUGGCUAUGCAGGCCGAUUUGCCCUUCACGGCCUGUCGCACGACCGGUUCCCCAAAAAAUGGGAUUCGAGCCAGAGGAUGUGGCGCUCGACGCAAGUCCGUUCAUUGUUCUCGGGGACAGCGAGUCCAGUCAUGAGACAGCAUGUUGGCGGCCGCUGUUUCGACAUCAGUGCUCAUUCAACGCUGAGGUUUUCAACGAUGUCUUGGUCAACCUGAUUCAGAAUCCAAACAUCAACUCCUCGUGGCUCUUUCGCGCGGAUAUCCUUUAUGACUCGGUCGAACCAUUGGCUGCCUUAGCGGUCCCGGAAGUCGAGCACGCCCACAUCCCUUUAUUCCUCGGGUUCGAGCUCCGGCGAUGCAUUGUGCGAAGGCUUAUUCCCAGGAAUACGCUGAGGGACAAACCCAUGGAUCAGACAUGCCUCAUUUACAGAACAGCUUCUUACCAAGAGGAUGAUGCUGUUACCGCGGUAGAGAAGACCCUCGUGGUAUAUCUGCCCCAUAUCUCCACCCCCUCCGAGAUGCCUUUCUAUCACCCCGUAGUCCGGGGAAUAGCCUUUCUCCACGAGUGGACAGCAGCCGCGGAAUCUCGCGGGUCCAUCUCCAUCUCCUACCUCUUCUUCAGCGAGGAGGACCGUUCUUCUGUCAGGCUUGUACGGACUGCCCUGCGCCUGCUCGAGGUCAUCCACAAGCACGGCAAGGGCCGGCUAGAGGGAUACCAGAAGCGGGUGCAUCACGACCGAUUGGUUCCUCAGGCGCGGGUGCAAAACACCUAUACCCGGCUCAAGCAGAAGUACGCACGAAGUCUCAUCAAAAGCUGGGCCGAGACAACCGAUCCCGCGAAACAUGUCUUUGAGGAUCUCUGCAUCGCAGCGUUCCUGCUUGAACUAUGGCUUGACACGUACGGCCAAGGCACGUUCCCAGGUUUUGUGGACAUUGGGUGUGGCAACGGUCUUCUUGUCUACAUCCUCAACCAGGAAGGUUUCGCAGGAUGGGGAUUCGAUGCGCGCUCGCGCAAGUCAUGGGCUGCAUACAACACCAAGAUGAAGACGCCCGCAGGUGAACAGGACACGCUUCAGCAGCUUGUCUUGCUUCCGCCACCGGUCAGCCGAGACGGGCUUGCUGGCCUGUCGGGUGAUACCUUCAAUGACAAGCUCAUCCACAACGGCCGUUUUCCCGAGGGCACCUUUAUCAUCUCAAACCAUGCUGAUGAACUCACCCCCUGGACCCCCAUCAUUGCUGCUCUCUCCGAGUGCCCCUUCAUUGCCAUUCCCUGCUGCAGCCAUAAUCUGGCUGGAGAGCGGUUCCGGGCGCCCGCCCCGAAAGACAAAACCACAGCGGACUCGGCAUACUCGUCACUGGUUGUGUGGGUCUCGAAUAUUGCAACAGACUGCGGCUGGGAGGUUGAGCAGGAGAUGCUGCGUAUCCCGAGCACGCGCAAUACGGCAUUGGUCGGGCGUAAGCGGUCUACCCAGAGUCCGACCUUAGACAUCCAAGCCAUUGUCGACAAAUAUGGAGGCACCGCAGGCUACCUGGAGAGCGUGGUCAAGUUGGUCACGUCUACAGCAUCGGCGAGCGAACACUGAGAGCAUAUGGCAAAAGGGAAAGCAACGACAACGCUGGGCUGCGGGCCGCUUUUGGAUUAUUUCUUAACGCUCAAUCUAAAUCAGGCACUGGGAGAUGG
Molecule: messenger RNA, 1815 nt
Organism: Chaetomium strumarium
Lineage: Eukaryota; Fungi; Ascomycota; Sordariomycetes; Sordariales; Chaetomiaceae
Exons: 1
Coding region: 194-1717 (507 amino acids)
Biological process (GO): tRNA methylation
Molecular function (GO): tRNA (uridine) methyltransferase activity
Source: RefSeq, a predicted model, not a curated record